Molecule: messenger RNA, 13731 nt
Organism: Porites lobata
Lineage: Eukaryota; Metazoa; Cnidaria; Anthozoa; Scleractinia; Poritidae
Source: the annotation of a GenBank genome assembly
AUGAGCAUUUGCUCUUCGAUUCCGGAAGAUCACUGGGGAUAUACAAAUUCCAGCUUGCUGGAAAGUGAUCUGAAAGUGAGAAAAUAUCAUGUCAUGCUAUUCUUAAGAACCUGUAUGAGCCAGAAACGGAUGUGACUUUGACCAUUAGCUUCAAAAUAACAGCGGAAAUCGAGAUAAGAAAACCGGUCAGUAUAAAACAUGGACUGCGGACUGCGGACCACGGACUGCGGACUGGGUAUAAAAUACGGACUAGGUAUAAAAUGUGGACUCCGGACUGAGUAUAAAACACGGACUAGGUAUGAAAUGCGGACUACGGACUACGUAUAUAAAAACAGCUUCUAGAAAGUAAAACUGAGAGAAAUAGAAAGCGGACUAGCAAAAACAGUAGUCUCAGCUUUAGCAUUCCCUUGGCUGUUCACGUGGUCUAUUCUUCCCAAGGAGAAGGAAGGAAUUUUUAGUUGAUUUCCGGUUUUAAACCAAUAAGAAGCACCGAAAGAAAACAAUUGAAACUAAACUCGGAUGAAUUUUUAAAUAAAGCCUUGGGAAAAAGAAGGAGAUUAGAAGGGAUUUCAAAAAGUAUUUUGAGGGCAGUUUUAAACCAAUAAGAACGUUAUAUUCUAACCGAAUUAAAAACUACUACUACUACUAUUCCGAAUCCUGACCUUACUGCAGACCAAAAAAUGUCAUUUUCCACACCCGUUUUCAGACCAGAUCUCAGAUCUCUAAAAUCCAUACCCAUUUUCGGACCUGGCCUAAUUUAGCCUGUUCCAGGCUCUCAGAUAGUUGGGGAGACUCCUCAGUUUUCUCCCGUUUUAUUUUCGUGUUUUCGCUUUGCCAAUUCAGCUGACCCAACUAUCUCGGAGGCUGGAACAGGUUAGGUCUAAUUAGCCAAAAAUUUUGUCAUCAUUACCAAGUUAGAGCAGAAACAAAAACAUUCUCCAAAUGCAUUUCGAAUACGCACAUUUCUAUUUCGUUCCUAUUCAUUUAAAAUGAAACGAUAAAUACGUCCAUUCAUGUACGCUCCCGUAAUUCCCUCGAAAACCAUACCCGACUCCAGGCCAAAAUGGGCAAAGUGGGUAGUCCGUAGUCCGUAUUUCAUAUCCAGUCCGUAGUCCGUAACCCGUAGUCCGCAGUCUGCGUUUUAUACCCAGUCCAUAUUUUCCAGUCCGCGUUUUAUACCUAGUCCGUAUUUUAUACCCAGUCCGCAGUCCGUAGUCCGCAGUCCGUGUUUUAUACUGACCGAUAAGAAAACAUAUGUUUUGCGUCGUACUUCGCAGACGAGGUGUAUCGGCUCUGUAAAGCAUACAAUAUAUGUUCUUUCAUUCAUUCGUUGCCAUUCAUUGCUAUGCGUUUAAACUGUAUGUUUUCUUUUAAUUGUCAAUAGCUCCGUUUAUGUGGCUUGAUCAUCUUUAAACGGCGUUUGCCAGCGGAUGUUCCAUGGGAAAAGCAUUAAAUAAAAUACUUUUCACCUGAAUGACAUAAUCAGUUUUGUGGUGUAGCGGUUAGGUAAAGUCGCAACGAACCGAAGUUGCAGGGUUUGAGUCCUGCUCAAGACCUUUCUUCCUUCCUUCUUUCUUUUUUUUUCCCGUUUUUGUUUUCUUGUUUUUCUAUAAGUAUGUACCUUAAUACAUAACUGUUAUUUAAUAAGGUGCAAUAAACAGCAAGAAAAGUAUUGUGUUUCCAGAGAAAAGAUAGUAUAUUAAAUAUAUGGAUAAACAAUCUGAAUUUCUUUCAUUUCCCACAAUUUACCGUGGGAAAACCAGAGUUGUUAACCAUUUCAUUAUUUUCUAAACAACGUUCCCACGAGUUGACGAUAGUCUUUCUUUGAUAAAAACCGUUUCAGUUAUUCUGCUCUCUCAAAGCAUUGCGUGCAUGGAAACAAUAGAUUAAGACUGAUUGUGGUUGACCCGUUUCUACAACUCCUCCUUUUUGGCGUCAACUUUAUUGUGACGUCUUGGUCAAUUUGCAAGCUCGAAGUCACUGGUUUGCCUAGAACAUCAGGAAGGCUUUUCUAUCAAACUUCCAAAAAAACCCUCUACUUCUAAUCUCUCAUUCACUGUGCGUAUGGGUACUUGACAAACCAGAAACGCGAAAUGGCCCUAUCUCCUAUCUUUUUAAUUCUUCCCAAAACAAUUUAAAACAAAGACAAACAGUGUUAUCUUAUCGUAAACGUGAGGUUUUCUAUACGUUGGUUGAAAACGUGUUGUUGAUCCCCUAAUAUCACUUGUAUCUACUUGACAGACCAGACAGUCAUUUCUCCCUCCCACAAUUAUAGUCUGUUUUAGAGCCGCCCGGGGAUGGGGUACUCCUGGGAAUUCUUGGUGGGGGUGUGUCGCCCGGUUCUCCAAAUCCUGAACCAAAAAAUGUCAUUUUCCACAUCCGUUUUCAGACCCAGAGGUGGUCACAAAACGCAACAUUGUAUGUUUACAUAAAACAGAAAUUAUGUCAUUAUUGCUGAGAUUAAAACCGCAACAAAAAGAUUUCUUGAAAUCCAUUUGGAAUUCGCAUAUUACACUUUCUUUCUUACUCAUUUGGAAUUGAAAUGACGAACACAUUGACACACAACCGUAGUUCCUUCGUAAACCAUACCCGAUUCAGGACCAAAGUGGGCAAAAUCUAUACCCGUUUUUAGACCAAAACAGCGCAAAAACCCUACCCUUUAGAGCGGCACAUACCUAAAUGACUUUCAUAAGGGAGUACCUCCCCCCGGGUAACGCGAGCGAAGAGACAGUGAUAAAGAAAGCAAAACAAUGGCCUCCUGUUGAAUUUUGCGACUUUUUAUGCUUUCAAGGCAUCAAUUUCGCAAUUUGCGUCACUCUUCCUUUCCGUCGAAAAGGGUAGGAACACCCAGUGACCCUUUCACUCUGUUAAGUCAAGCGUGCUUCCGGUUAUCGCUGCAAAACAGGCUCAGGUUAGCCUUCGAUCGUGCCCUCUUCCUCUUCCUCUUCCAGGGUCUGAGGUUUGGGGUGGGGGGGGGGGGACCUCCCCUAUAUCUCCACACCUGAUCACAAUUUGGGUCUAGGUUCUCCUGCGUAGAUGGCGGGAUUCUUGUGCCCGGGGUACUUUUUUUGGUGUUGGAGCCGCCACGCGAAGUAAUUGACUUGUAUACUCACGCUUCUCGCAGCUCUGCCACCAAAUCCCGCCAGCACGCAGGCUAAGGUGCCAGGUCUGAGAUAAGGUUCCAUUUGAGAUAAAGUUUCGUUUAGAGCCUUGAUUGUAUUUUUGUUUGUUUGUAUUUUUUUUUUCUCAUUUUAUCAAGGGCAAAACAAAAUACGAUACUAACAAAGGUAUAAGCGAAUUCGUGCAGCCUUCAACUUCCGAUGGCUUGCUGAACCCUUAGGAAGACUUCCUUCCGGUUAUAAGUUUAUUUUGGCAGAUGCACCCAUAUGUACAAGACUGACGAUUCAUUUCGAUAUCCCGUGAAAACAAGAAAGCUGCUGAGCGGAGCAACAAGAGCAAACUUUUUCCCCUAUCUGUGAAUUGCUCCUUGUUUACAAAAUGAUCGCUUUGGUAUUGUUGGAGGCAGUCGGCCUGACACUUGCAGGUUGUUUCAACAUGUUGGAAGGUAAAACAUUCAACUUAUAGCGGUUUUUUUUUUGUUAGUCAGCCACACCGCAACUCACAGUUCAGACUCACACAAGACCAUGACAAUCGGUUUGCUUUGGUUCAUAAAGAGAAUUGUAGUUAGCUCAACGUAUCUUCAUACAAUCAUACACGAAAUACUUCAGGAUUUAGCGUAGAGGAGCAUUCGUACAGCUGUGAGAUAACGUUACAUUACCUAUACUUCACAGUUAACACUGAGUUAACCUCUUUGGAUACAAGGAGAUGGCUUGGAAUAAAACCGGUUAGAAGCGGUCGCUUUUCAAAUUAAGCUAAGGGACACGACGUCACUCAAGAGAAGUGGGAUUUAGAAAAUCCUCAACUGAAUUUAUAAACGGCGAUGGGAAUAGUCGUUUUAAAAAAGCAUGGAUAAUUUAAAAAUUGAAAUACAUGGAAUGUGGAUGCGUCGAAAUCCGUCCCCAUAACUUUUUGACCUUAAAAACGAAGACCUUGAGAUUCAGAAAUUCUCUAAAUGCAUUGCUCGUAUACUAUUAUAACAUGUGUACUCGCACACGUUUAAUUUUUUAUCGUGUCUCGCCUAUCCUACCUAUCUAUCCUGCCAAUACAGCCCGGGGGGGCACUAGGGUUAAUUUUUGCUAGGUAUGUGCCGCUGACCUCUCAGAGCCCCUACCCCAUUAUAGUCUAUUCUGUGGCUAAUUGAAGACUCCAUCAAUUUUGGACAAAUAUGUAAUGUUCGCGAUCCCAACUUAUAUUAGUCACUUUCUAUUUUUAUGAAUUGACCCAUUUUUAGAUUGAAUGAAGAACACUUUACUUUUCAUCUGCAGUACAAACAUUCUGGUACGUUUGCUAAGCGUAAAUAUGAAGAACUCUCUUACCCCAAAAAAUCCGAAAAUGUGUAUGUGACCCAAUUCUAGUAAGUCUAUUGAAAAUGCGAUCCCGUUAUAGUCAAUCCAGUCUUAAAAAUGCGACCCCUUCCUGCGGCUUAUCCCAAUUAGCCUCCCUCUUAUAAGGAGGUACAACCCCCCCGGAACACAGCCGUCUCUCCUCCAAUCUCUCCGCUAAGCAGGGACUCUCCUGCAAAAUUUCCUUAGUAACGGGGAGCAAGGAUGGACGGCUGUAUUCGCAGGCUUCCCCCUAAUACACGAAAUUUCUUUUAUUCAGGAGAAAGAAAGAAAGAAAAAAACCUACCGAGUUUUAUUACGUCAAACAAAAUUUCCUCCUUAUAAGCUGUUGAUUUGAUAAGACGAUGAACAAUUCGGGAAUCCUGCCCAAAACAUUAUCUGAUACCGAAAAAGGAAGUUGAUUUACCGGAUAUCUUAAUUGUUAUAAUGCUGAUAUAAUCGUCGAUUUUUUAGGCGUUGGUAACAGUCUGUCAACGCAUCCAAAAAGGAAGAUGUUUGCUGUUUCCCACGGCCUGCUAGAAGCAAAAACAAACAAACAAACAACAACAAUUAACAAUAAAAUAACAGCAGAAGCAGCAGCAGUAGCAACAGCAAAAAUAAAACAAACAACAAAACAAUGCAUCCACGAACAAAUCUUCCCUUUUGGCCCCGUUUUCUGCCAAUUAGCACGAAAGUGGCUAAAAAUGAUACCCUUCGUGUCCAUAUAAAGCGGCCUUUUAGAAAAAUAAGAUAAAAACAAACAAAACAAAACAAAUCAAAACGUCACAGACACAUCAGUGUUUACAUGCAGACAAAUUAAAAUCAGAUAUUUUUACAAGAAAAAGUCGGUUGUUUAAUUGUUUAGGAACUGUCACAGCUUCAUCUUAAGGAAAUGGCGCGAUCAUUUGUUAUCGUCUCAGAUUGAAACAAACCUUUAAGUAUGUUUCUCUUGAAAUGCAAUAAUGCAAUCCUUUUCUAUCUUUUUUCUUAGUCCCUCGAGCGAAACGAGCCAGACACGCAAAUGACAACGCGCGUGGCUGAAAACGCGAGGCGGGAGAGGCACGCCUUUGAAAGGUCAUUCGCUGUUUCUGUCAGGUUUUCGGGGGUAACAUAUCCUCUGAUCCAGUCAUGGACAUUGUGCAGAUAACCAGGACGAUUUAUGACAGUUUGUGUCUCGAGACACAAAUAAGUGUCCGUUGUCCGGUGUCCGGGUUAAUUUUACAGAAAAUAUAUGAAUCAUUUUGGCAGGACAAACAAAACUGUCCGUUAUAUACGGCCGGGUGUAGGGCUCUCCGCAAGUUGCUCGAGAUUUUCCAAAAAUUUUUUUGUAAUUUCUCAAAAAAGGUGCUCAAAAGUUGCUUUUUGUAACGAAAGUUCCUCGAAACGUGACAAAAACUUUCUCUGAUCUGAUGCUAAAAUAUGCAAAUUGUACAGCAAAAGUAAGAUUUCUAAGCAUUUUUUUGCAAUUUGGAGGCGUAACCAGCGUCGCUGAAUAACUUUGUCCUCAAUUAUAACCCAAAAAUGUAAUGAGCCAAUACAAUUGUUGAAUGACAUUCUUCAGCCGAGACACUCAAGUCAGUCGAGUGUGAAUCUUCAUCCACUUUUUGAAUUUUCCCUAAAAACCGCUAACCUAGCAGCAUGGCUACUGUUAUCUUGCGCCCAUCAUCUGCUCCAGGGGGAAGCAUUUGGCUCCUUUUUUACAGGAAAUUCAUAAAUUGUCUACUAAAACAUUGUGAAAAGCUGCCCCGACGUCUCAGAAUUAGAAGACAACUAAAGAAAUUGCUCAAAAUGCAAAAGGUUGCUCGAAACGAAAAGAGUUGCUCCAAAUACGAGAAGUUGCCAAAAAGUUGCCAAGCCGGCUUGUGCGGCAAAGCCCUACCCGAGUCGGGUGUCCCGUAAUAUUUCACAAUUAUUCCUCGAGUCCGAAUUUUCUUGGAUGGAUAGUUUACCAAAUUUUCUUACCCAUGGUGCUCCGCAGGAGCGCUUCGCGCGCGAGAGCUCCGCUAUUAAGCGGGUGUCGUCUGUAGCGCGGGAAUCCAUUGUACCAUUGAGUUGGGGAAAAUCCACUGGGAAUUUCCCUAUUCACUUACUACUCUUUGCAGAUUAAAUUUGUCCAUAUCCUAGAAAGUUAGCUAGCCACAAUUCCAUGCGAAAGAAAAACGAUAAUGUUAGGAACCAAACUAACUGUAAAGAAUAAUGUCGGCUGUUUUCUCACGCUAGGCUUUUCAUUUAUUUUAUUUCUCUAGGGACCUCAAUAUGGCUGUCGCAAGAGUUUACUGUUUAUGCCAAUCAAAAGUUGACGUUGUCAUGCCAACCAAGGGAUAGCCCCUCGAGCUUUGUUCACUGGUACAAGACAAAUAGGUCCUCGACCAAUGAGUAUGAAGAUUACAUCUUCAGGGGGACCUCUUACACCAUCACCAACGCAACCGAGGAUGACGCUGGUAUUUAUGUCUGUUCUGGGGAAGAAUACGGAUUCUAUGACAUUAAAAAAUACAUGAUGGUGAACGUAGUAGGUAGGUUGGCCUGUGCUCAAUAUUAUUGUUUGUCAUGAAAAUAGUUCGCCAGGUUUUGCAAGAAUAUUUUGGAAAGGUUGACCAGCUCAGGGAAGCUCUUUCAUGUACCCUGUACCUACGUAUCGAUUUUAAGUGUGCCCUGUCCAUCUCCUAGAACACUUUUACAUGACGGAAAAAGGUGAUUUUGCAAAGUUAGGUAGGGUUCUUAUCCACAUGUUAUUGCGCAUAGCAUAGUUAUACUAAAUCAAGACGUUUUCCCUAACAGUGCCUGGUGACCCAUCUUGCGCCCAAGGAUGGAGGCGUCACAAGAAUUCCUGCUAUAUGUACUCCCCAAAGCAUUCUAACGUAAUAUGGUCCGAAGCCAAUAAAUAUUGUAACGGCUCUCAUGCACAGCUGGCGCAGUUGCCUGAUAACUCUGAUGAUUUACGCUUCUUAAGUACCCUUACCAAACACCGAGACCAGCCUAGAUUUUGGAUUGCACCGCCAAGAGACACUCGUGAGGGCUACCAGAAAUCAAGAUGUCCCCUAUUCGACAAUAAAAAGCUCGGCUCAAGGACAACUGGAGACUGCGCGAUUAAACUUCCUUUUAUAUGUCGGCGAGGUAAGGCUAAUAAAUGCAAGUAAAAACUGGACUCGCAUUCUUUUUCAGUGCCAAAGACACUUUCAACAAUUAACAAUCAUUGAAUUCGGCUUUCGUAUCAUCUGAAGAAUUAUGGAGAUCUCGGCAGUAGGCCUCGGCGGUUAACACCCUUUGACAUUUCCAUAAUUCUUCAGAUGAUACGAAAGCCGAAUUCAAUACGUAUGGGUUAUCGGCCUGAAGCGAGGGUUAUGUGAUUUAUUUCCCUCGUGCGUAACGCGCGAGGGGAAUAAAUCACAUAACCACGAGCUGAGGGCCGAUAAAUGGCUUAUUUUUACAUAAACGAGGAUUCCUCAAAGGAUGUAAAAAUACAUUGACGAAAAAUGCCUCUAUUGUUCAUCUUUCUUUUGUUUUUUAACACUCCAUGCUGGCACUGGUGGCAUUCACAGGUUUCUCGGCUUUUUAAUUAUGUUAGUUUUUCAAAGUCGCAUUUCAAAUUAGGGCCUGUUUACAUGGAGGUGGGGGACCCCAGGUAGGUGAGGUAACCCGCUUAGGUGGGGUAACCCUCCUAUUCAUGUAAUCUCUUAUUUUAAUUUGAUCACGUUUACAUGAUAGGUGGGGUGACCCGUCAAGGCGAGUAGCCCGGUCAGCCAGACCGGGUUACCCUCUCAGACGGGGUCAAAUUUUGCCAUGUAAACGUUUCAAGGUGGGGUAACCCGCCUAGCCGGGGUCGGAUUCGUGAUACAUCAAAUUCGCGCAAAAUUCACUUUGGCGGUGGCUUUGCAUCAUUAUUAAAGGUAACAAUAGAAAGCCACAGCACUGAAGGUUGCAGCAAGAGCAGCAAGUGAGUGUAGAAGAGCAUUAAUCGCCAAAACACGUGGUUUGCCAGCAUUUUUCUUGUUUACGUGCUUAGCGACCAUUCAAUAAUCUUGAGAAAGUGCACCCCGGGAUGGUGGGGUUGUAACAUUGCAUAUAAAGGAGGGUUAUUUUUUUACGCCACCUAAGUGGGUUACUUCAUCUACCCGGGGUCCCCCAUCUCCAUGUAAACAGGCCCUUAGUUGUUCGCAGUGAAUGCUAGAAACAGCCUAAAGAACCUAGCAGUGUCGAGCGAUUCAGAGCCAGAAGUAGAGCUGUUUAUUACUCAAACUAAAGCAGCUUUAGUGGCGGUACUUCAAGAGCUUUCGGAAAAGAAUUUGAAUCUUCAUUUGCGGGUGCAGAAAACGAGCAAGCAGUUGACAAUUUCAAUUUUCACACCGAGGAUCUUUCGACCGACCUGCAUGUUUACAGACAAAGAAGAUUCCGGGCGAGGGAUCACUACAUAACUGCACCUGACAAGGAAAUUCAGUCGAGGAAUCAAGGAAGAAUACCACAAAACCCAAAGAGGUCAACUACAUGUCUUCAUGGAGUUCACGAGUUUGGGAUGACUGGUUAAAGAAAGGACUCCUUACCAUGACAGCGACAUUUUCGUGGAACCGUAGAAUUUUAAAGACGCUAGCGCUGUUCAAUUUCGAACUGUCGUUUUGGCUGUGGAAAUCGAUGAACCAACAACCAAGAAAAUCCGUGAAUGUGGCGCAAAAGAAACGAAGCUCAGUUUAAUUUUAGUAAUUAUAGUGUCGUGUUUAAUAUUUCCAAUAAACAUUUGUGAAAUUUUUCUUUAUGAAAAGCUAAUUGAAAUGCGAGGGGAUUAUGUAUUAAUAUGCAAGGGAAUAAGUCACUUAUCCCCCUUGCAUAUUAAUACAUAAUCCCCUCGCAUUUUAAUUAGCUGUUCAUUAGCCCCGCUCUUCCCUUCAAACAAUCAAAGCCGCACCCAGCUUUUCAGACAGUUGAUUUGGGGGUUACUUAAUAUAUUCCCGCCGAAAAGAACAAAGGAAUCCGAGCUUAUGUAAAAAUAAUUGUUAAUAAUCAUAAUAAUAAUAAUAAUAUUAAUAAUAAUAAUAAUAAUAAUAAGUAUGUAUAAUCAAUUCAGAAAUUGUGUAGAGUGAAAUUAGGGAAUAAUUUCACGCGCGUUUAGUCCAAAUCCUAAUAAUUUCCCGAGGCUUUUUACCUAUUAAUAUCAUCGGUGACGAAUUACGUUGACUUCGCAAUCGUGGAGUUUUGACAUGUUUAUCCUGGUGAGGAGCUCCUCUCCUGGUUUUAUCGUAUAGAUCGAGAACUUUACUCCCUCAAACGUUUCAGUAUAGAGCUUAAAUUUGGCUUAAGUUCAGAAUUUUAGGAUCCUUCCUGAUGUGCUCUUUCGUGUGUUUACGUUUUCUAAUUAAAGCGUCUUCUAAUGCCCCGACAACUUCAUUUAUAACAUUUUAAAACUUCGUCGCCAUCUUGGCACUGGGACGUCGGGGGAGGUUGCCAUAGCAAUUUUCUAAUUUCACAUGUAAAUUAUGAAUUAAUGCUGAAAUUCGGGCCAAAAUUAAAGAGUACUUCGUCACCUAUGAUAUUAUAAUAAUAAUUUAUCCCAUGUCCAAGUAAUAAUUAUUAUUGUCAUUAUUAUUAUUAUUAUUAUUAUUAUUAUUAUUAUUUUUAAAUAGUUUUUUUAUUUUUUUAUUAACUUUUCGAUGCUUUUUAUAAUUGUUAUUAGUAGAAUUAGUAUUAGUAUUCGAAUAACGGUUUUUAAUUGAAAUGAAUUUUUUAAUCGGAACUAUGUGGGUUUUUUUAAUUGAAAUGAAUUGUAAAUAGUACUUGUACUCGAUAGUUUUUUCUUUAAGCAAAAUUUAAUUGUACAUAGGUCGGAUUUUGUAGUUAGUUUUCUUAUCAAUAAAAGAUUCAGAUUUAAAUUAAAAAAAAUUAUUAUUAUUAUUAUUAUCAUUAUCAUUAUCAUUGUUAUUUAAUUUUUUUCAAAAGGAUUUGCUAAGUUUAGAAGCCAAAAUGACGAUUCGCUUGUUGGUGUCCAAUUUAACUAAAUUUGCCUUCUCGGAGUUGUAAACACUGUUUUUGUUUUCUGUUCGCACAGUAUUACCAAGUGUUCCAAAGGAUGUUAUCAUCGAACACACUACCUCCUCCUCAUUUCAAGUUGGGUGGUCUGUCCCUACAUUAAGCUCCACUGAAAAACCUUUAGUAUACAACGUGGAACUAACGACAUCUUAUGGAAGUGUUAUUUCACGGAGAUCCACCCAACAGCGGUCUCUGGUGUUUUCCAAUCUUCAAUCAAACACGCACUAUCGAAUACGUGUUCAGGCUGAGAACAGCGCGGGCAAUGGGUCGAGUUCUUAUUUUACAUCAUUGAAGACGAAGGACGGUAAGUACAAGGGCAGUAAUAAUGAUGAUGAUGAUAAUGAUAAUGGUGAUGAUGAUGAUGAUGAUAAUGAUGAUGAUAAUGAUGAUGAUGAUGAUGAUGAUGAUGAUGAUGAUGAUGAUGAUGAUGAUGAUGGUAGUGGUGAUGAUGAUGGUGGUGGUGGUAAUGAUGAUGAUGAUGAUGAUGAUGAUGAUGAUGAUGAUGAUGAUGAUGAUGAUGGUAGUGGUGAUGAUGACGGUGGUGGUGGUAAUGAUGAUGAUGAUGAUGAUGAUGAUGAUGAUGAUGAUGAUGAUGAUGAUGAUGAUGAUGAUGAUGAUGAUAAUGAUGAUAACUGAUGAUGGUAGAGACUUUUGUUCUUAGGUCAUCGUAGUUUGAUAAAAUAAAACACAAACAGGGGUGAUAAACACUGUAAGUUUUCGCCUUUUUUAUUACCUUGACGUUUUGUAUCUUAUUCAACAUACAUUUUCAAAAGUGAUCUUAGGUGACCGUUAAAGAAAACGACGAGAUGAUGAUGAUGAUAUUGAUUAUAGCGGUAGUAACGGUGAUGAUGAUGAUGAUGAUGGUUAUGGCGGUAGUAACGAUGAGAAAUAAACAUAGAACUACGUAGAAGUACGUUGCGAUUUAAAUUAUGAUAACUAGAAUAGAAGAUGUUCACUUACUGAGAUCAAUUUUUACCCCAGUCAACUUGUACUUCGCUCGCACUAUGUUGAUUGCUUUCCCCAUUCUAAAACUGCUGCCGCCAAAAAGUGUAAGAAAGUUAAAGUGAUCAACGCUUUUUUCGUUCAGGUCCUCCGGUCAUUGUCUCUUCUCCACCAAACGGCAAGGUGAGAGCAGGCCGCUCAAUAACGCUGAAGUGCAACCACCAAGAUAUUGAUUGGUACAAGGAAGGAAGUGCUGAGAGUUUAGGGAAUAAAUCUAGUUUAACCAUUCGUAAUGCUUCUGCAAAAGAUGAAGGAACUUACCAAUGUGCCGUGAAAAAUGGACCCAAGACCUCUCAGAAAGUCAUCGUCAUUGGUGUUUUUUUUUUUUCUAAUCUUUUUUUUAAUGAUAUUUUUCAAAAAAAAAAAAAAUUAAUUAUAGUAGUGCUACCUUGCCAAGUCGAAUUUGAAGGCUAAUUUGAAACCAGGUUUUAUCGAAUUAUCUGACUGUAAGUGACGGAAGAAGUUAGGUAAUGUCCGGCUUUAUCUGCUUUGGCCGGACUUAAGUUACAGACAAUUUCGAGUUAACAAGUUCGAUCGAGAGGAAAGGCGAGGGCUCUACUCGGUAUAUCUAGCACAACUCUCGAUUCUUGAGAUUUUGAUCAGCCUUUUUUCUGUUCGCAUUCCUUCUAAUGUCUAGAACCACCAGUAAUCACCGGUAUAACCGGAUUUGUCAUAAACCAGCCACAAAAGAAAGAACUCAAAGAGCGAGGAAAUGGAGACGUUUUCCUGCUUUGCGAGACGUCAAACAGACACCCACUAAAGUACGCAUGGAAAAAAGAUGGAACGCCGCUGACCAGCCAAGAAGACACACUGAAGAUUUCAUUGAAAGACGAUUCAGUCACGGGGGAGUACGAAUGUCAAGUAUCAAAUAGCGCUGGCACUGCAUGCAAAUCUCUUGUCGUCUCUCCUAUGUUAAACCCAGGUUAGCUUUUAUAGAUAUAUUUGAUUGGCGAAUAUGAGGUGAGUGAGCCUCGGAAAAUAAAAUAAAAAAGAUAAUGCCGAAGGCGUUUCCGUUUGAAAGCACUUUACCGACCAAAUACCAGAGGCCUUUAGCCCGAGGGGAGGGUAGGACUCCCCAUAUGAAAGGGGUGGGGAUGCUCGUCGUCUCGCUUAGGGGUAUAAAUUUCGGAUUUUGGUCUCACUCAGGGUGUUCUGGAAAAAACGCCAUCAUAUUUAGCCGUGAAGGUCUCGUUUAGGGUUGCACGCGAAAAAUAUAUAUUGUCUGUGUUUUAACGUGGUCUCUCUUAGGGGUCAAAAAUAGCUUGGGCCCCACCCAGAUCGGUCUCCUUCAGGGGUUUAAUUCAAAAUUUCCGACGAGCAUCCCCACCCCUUUCAUAUGCGGUGUCCCCCCCUCCCCCCUGGGGGGCCUUUAGGAGCAGGCUUUUAUGGUUGACACGGCAAACGCCAAACCUGAGGACAUCACGUGUCCAUAGUCUGCGGUUGCCGUCGGUAAACAAGAAGCAGCCGUUUGCCUUAAACGAGGAGCUUAAAACUCCCAGCUGCUUCUUAUUGGUUAGGGUAAGCAUUGGGGGAUCUUCCGUACACGAGCAGCCACUUUAACGAUGAUAAUGCUGCUAUUUUUAUUCGAAGAAGACCUAUCUUUAACUGAAAUGGCUUUGAGUUGGUUACGUGCUACAAGAUAUUUGGCUGAUUGAUAGAUAGAUUGAUUCAUUGAUUCAUUGAUUCAUUGUUUGAUUCAAUCUAACGUCAACUAACUAACUUAAAUCCGGUGCAUUUUUCUUUCUCAGCAGAUGAAGAAGUUUUUUCACUCCGUCGUAAAAAUUCCACGUUGGCACACUUCAUAGUGAUUACAGUUUUGUCGAUUCUUCUCGCGGUCUGCUGUUUCCUUGGAGUUGCAUUCAAAAGCAGAAUCAUGUGUUUCAGGUCGAAAAACACUAGAAAACUGACAACUCACAGCUCUUCCUCGGAGACAACGGCCAUCGAGCUAGCGGGCCCAAGCAGAGAGGACGACUCGCCACGUCUUUUGCAAUCCUCCCCUUCCGAUGUAUCGCAGGAUCACGACGACGUGUUCCCAUAUGAAGUUGCGCGAGCACGGAUAGAGUCCAGAGGUCCUUACAUGAGCCUUUAUUCCGUUGCGACACAACAGACACAAGCAAACAAACCAGACUACUUGAACAUUUCACCAAGCAACCGAAACGACAGCGCUGCUAAUUGUAUGUACGCUCCUUUGAAGUAUACACAGGAAGCCAAUGACAAGAAAAUACGCCCCUAUGCUAACCUGGACGUUGCAGGCGCUAAUGCUGGUAAAUGA